UAUGUUUGUAACGUUUCAUAUUAUUUAAAUGUAAUAUCAUUUCGUAAUGAUUACAAGUCAAGAGUUAAAGAGUAAAAUAGAUUACAUACAUAAAGCAUGUUCAAUUAUGACUAAAAACUCAUUACGAGAUCAGGAUAAAAUACUAAACCACGUAUCAAGUAUAGCAAAAAGUGCAUUACAAGAACAACUAUUGAAUUAUGAACCAAACAACAUAAUUAUAUGUACUCUUAAACUUUUUUUAUAUUAUGAAACAUUAUACAACACUGAUAACAUAUGCGAAUGGAAACGACGACGAAAACGUCGACUCGCUAAAGAAUGUUACAACACUUUGUUACAAAUAUAUAUUCCUCAAAAGCCAAAGGAAAUUUUACAAGCGGUAAUCAAUACAAUUUAUGAAGACAAACUUUGGGAGUUUGAAACUCUAUGUUUCAAAAUAUUAUGUAAUUUAUUAGAAAAUGGUGUUAGCGGAGUAUUAAUGUUUCAUACAAUAUGGGACAAAAUUGAAGACCCAAACAUUAAUAUGGAAGAUACAAGAAGAAUUAUAAGAAUAUUGUAUGAACUAUUAGAUGUAUAUGAUUGGCCAGAUACUUAUGAUACAAUAUUAGUCAUUGAAAGAAUUCUAAACCUUUUUUACAUAAGUGUAACGGCAACAAAAUCAACUAGUCAUAUUAUGUCAUAUGGAAUGAUUAAGAAAGGCUUAGAAGUUUGCAUUAUAAAUAUGGUCAAACAUCUAUACAAUGAUCAUCUUCUGGUCAUAGUGCAGUAUAUGUGUUCAUGGGCUGUCGAAACAGGAAUGACUGAUGACAUUAUCUUGGAAUUUGGUAGCACGCUUGAAUAUACAGCUUAUAUGCAUGAAGUUAUAUUAUACGAAAAGACUUUAACACCAAAAGUGUUUCCAUUGCUCAUGGAAAUGAUAGCAUCAAAAAGUAAAAUAACAAGUUUAUUAGGUAAUAGAGUAAUGCAAUAUUUACUUGAUAGAAAAGAAAAUAAAAUGAAUUUUGAUACACCUAAAAUAUUUUUUGAGAACACUCAAUUUGAUUUGACAAUAGGAGAGUGUCUUAAAGAAGAUAAACUGUUUUGUAAGCUUCAUAGGGAAAUUCUACAUGAUAGUCUUUUAAAAAGUCUUGUAAAUCAUUGCACAUCACGUAUGAAUUUAGAAACAACGUAUUGCACUAUUUGUUUGGUUGCAAUAGAAGUUCCGUGUGGUUUUACAGCAGCAGCUAUAGUCUGCCUCAUAAUGAAUUUGCAAGACAUAACUCUGAAACAACAAAAAGAUCAACUUGAAAUAUCUUAUCACUUACAUGCCACAAUAAUAGCAAUUAUGUCUCUUUUAUGUUGGAUUCAUAAAGCCAAAGUAUUUUAUGAAUAUGUAAACAAAGUUAUGCUGGAAAGAGCACAAUGGGCUCCACAUUUGAAUCCACCUAUUCAAUCUCAAUAUAAUUUUGCGGCACAUCAUAUUCUUUGGGAUAAGCCAGACUUGUUUUUUGUAGAUUGGGAAGCUCGUUAUGGUCUAUGGAAAUGUUUCCGAUUACGUGAAGUCGAUGACGAUGAAAAUGAAAUAUAAAUAUAUUUUAAAUAUAAUCAGAUGACAGUUUCUGAUCAUUAAUAAAUAAACUGCACUAUUAAGUAAUAUUAAUAUUCUUAUUAUACUAGAUUAAAAUCUCUGUUUGCUUCGACAUUUUAUUUUAAAAUAAUAAAAUAUGGUUCUAAACAAUAGUAGAUGAAAUUUAAUUUAAUGUUAUUACCAGUUUUUAUUUUCUUG
Nomia melanderi (Alkali bee) is the source of this 1762-nucleotide messenger RNA. NCBI's taxonomy places the organism in Eukaryota, Metazoa, Arthropoda, Insecta, Hymenoptera, Halictidae. The record is from RefSeq and is a predicted model, not a curated record.